This is a messenger RNA of Centrocercus urophasianus (Greater sage-grouse), 1731 nucleotides long. Its product is annotated as endogenous retrovirus group K member 5 Gag polyprotein-like. Gene Ontology annotation, molecular function: nucleic acid binding; zinc ion binding; aspartic-type endopeptidase activity. Lineage: Eukaryota; Metazoa; Chordata; Aves; Galliformes; Phasianidae. Gene Ontology annotation, biological process: viral process; proteolysis. The transcript has 4 exons. The record is from RefSeq and is a predicted model, not a curated record.
AUGGCGCCUAACCCCUCGGCUCCUGUCUCACCCUCGCCUUCGGACCCCCCUUCGGCUCCCGCCUCGGCUCCAGCUUCAGAUAAACAACCAGAGGACAGCACUGAAUUGCCUGCGCCUUUAUCGUUCAACACCGCUGAAGUGCAGGAACUCAAGGUCGUUGAAGCCCCUCCACCGUAUCCACGACAACCGCUGUAUCCUUCUGUGUGUAAUCUAACAUCACCUGCGGGGGCAGAGAACAGUACGCCUGUCUCCCAUCCGAAGGAGAUGGAACGCAAACCCCAGGGGGGCGGGAGCUACGGGAAAGGUCUGGGUACAGAUUGGUCAAAAGUUAGAGAGGAGAUGGAAGACAGAGGCUUAGACAUAUCUGCAUUUGCAGUAGUAGCUGGGGAAGAGGGACCCACAUGGAUUCCCCUCGACCCAAAAGGAGUGGCCCGGCUAGUGGAGGCUGUUGAGAAAAAAGGUUUGAGGUCACCAUUAACACUGAAUACAUUAGAAGCCCUUACAGCCCCAGGGCCUUUGCUACCCUAUGAUAUAGAGAGCCUUAUGCGCAUUGUGCUUAAGCCAGUGCAAUUUAAAGUUUGGAAGGAGGAAUGGACUAAACAACUGAAAACAAUAGUAGCAGCAGCCGAGAACGACCCUAGACAUCCCGUUCACGUUCACGGCACGAAUUCGCAAAGACUGACAGGUACGGCUGCUGGAAUGCUUACCCCCCACGGUCAAGUUGCGCACUUACUCCCAGGGGAGUUGAUUGCUUGUCAUGACUCAGCACUCACUGCAUUUAGGAUAUUUGCCUGAAGUGCUGAACCCCCCACCCCCUGGACAGACAUUGUCCAAGGGUCGACGGAAUCCUUCCAGGAUUUCGCAGAUAGAUUAAUAAAGGCAGUAGAGGCAUCAGACCUGCCGAGAGCAGUCCACACUCCAGUGAUCUUAGAUUGUUUACAACAAAGAUGCCUCAGUGACAUAAGGACACUGCUGCGCGCUGCCCCUGAAAAGUUUCAAACCCCAGGGGAAGCUAUUAAAUAUGUUAUGGACAAACAACGGACUACCCCAGUAACUAACGAGGGGUUAGCCUCGGUUGUUGUUAAUGCAAUGACAGCAAUGGAUCAGCGUCGAUCUGCUGGCCCUUGCUAUCGGUGCAGGCAAUAUGGCCAUAUAAGAGCUCAGUGCAGAAAUUCAGAUGAAGAUGAUCUAAACGAAAGAGAGGUUGUGUGUCAAUUAUGCGAUAGAAGAGGACACACUGCUCGGCAGUGUAGGAACCGUAGGGUACAGCCACAGGGAAAUGAUUUGGGGAGGCCCAUCAGUUGGGCAGACUCCACCCUGACUGCCCAACCCUCCGGUCCUGCCAGCGCCGCCUCUCAAAUUUCUCACCCGCCCAUCGUGGGAUUGACACUGGAUUGUCAAGACCGCCCUCUCAUUAGGGCUUUACUCUCCUAUGCUGGAAACCUUGCACCUGAUUUUGCAGGCCCAAGGUCUAUUCAAAUUACAGCCCUAGUCGACUCAGGAGCUGAUGUUACUAUAAUAUCAAAUAAAGAUUGGACCAUUAGCUGGCCGUUAGGAUCGACCCAAGUGAUUAAAGGAAUAGGGGUACAAGGGGGAGCCAUACCAACAGGAAAGUCAGGAGGAGAAAUAGAGGUCAUAGCAGCCAAUCAGGAUGGUUCAUUAGAAAAACCUGUCUUGCUCAUCCCGCUUAUAGCUGAUGUCCCGGGAACACUCUUGGCAAAGACUUCUUGA